Molecule: messenger RNA, 1986 nt
Organism: Penicillium subrubescens
Lineage: Eukaryota; Fungi; Ascomycota; Eurotiomycetes; Eurotiales; Aspergillaceae
Exons: 2
Coding region: 1-1986 (661 amino acids)
Biological process (GO): mitotic intra-S DNA damage checkpoint signaling; resolution of meiotic recombination intermediates; replication fork processing
Cellular component (GO): nucleus; Holliday junction resolvase complex
Molecular function (GO): nuclease activity; DNA binding
Source: RefSeq, a predicted model, not a curated record
AUGCGCGAGGUCAUUGACCUCCUCUCCUCAGAUCCACCCCUUCCUGAGACAUCCAGACUGCAGCAUGCGCUUGCUCCGGCGCGACGGGCUGGGGUCAGGCUCGGAGCCAACUCGAGGUUGAUUUCGUCCGACUUCGUCGAUGUCUCUACCUUUACCGACGACUUCCAGGACAAGCCCGCUAAGAAACGCCGAGUCAGCGCCGAAAAGCGCCCACCUGUCCGACAAAGCACUGUGGCCCAGGGAUCGUCACGGCCAGGCCCAUCUCUCUUCUCCUUCUCGGACGAUGACUUUAGCCUACCACCCUCGAACCCCAGGGCGCAGAAGAAGUACCUGGGACGCGACGUCGAUGAAUCUGAUCCCAUUGUUUUCACAUCAUCUGCACCAGAGCCGUCCAAAAAGCAACACUCCACCUGGUCGAAGCCGAAUCACUCCCAAGCCGAGGUAAUCACGCUCGACGAUGACGAUGAUGACCUAUGGAAGCCCAUGGGAAAUGGAAGCUCAAGCCGUGGAAAGCAGGACGAAAUACAGGAAUUCAGCGACCCAUUUGGAUGUGCCGAAUUCGAGGAUUCGUUCGGCCUUUCUGGGCCGGGUGUUUCCGCCUCUACGUCGGGGUUCUCCAGCAAGACCGCUGCUUUAAUAUCUGCCCUCAGUACAGCACCAAAGGGAAAUGGUAACCGAUCCAACAUCAAGUCUGGAUCUUGCUCUCAAAAGAGUAAAGGUGCCACAAUGGAUGCAACGCUGAUUGGAGACUUCUCGGAUGAAGUGGACGGGCCUGCUCCACGACAACCGGCGAAGAAAUCAGGCAAGCUCACUACGGAAGAGAAAGAGGCCAGGGCAAAGGCCCGAGCUGAUGCUAAAGCACAACGGGACCUUGAACGCCAACUCGAGCGCCAGAUUGAGAAGGAACGGAAACAAAAACUGAAGGAGGAAAAGGCCAAGGAGAAGCAGCUGGCAUCGGACAUUGCUGAAGUCAAUAAACUCAAGGUGGAUAAGAAAGAUUCUACCGGAGAGAUGAUACUGGACAUAUCGAGCUCCUUCGAAGGCAGUAGCGUUGGCAACCAAGCUGUUGAGUUCAUGAAGCGUCUCAAAGUCGAGUAUCAUUUCUUUACUGGCCCAGUUCCGAACGUGGUCAAGUGGCGGCGAAAGAUGAAGGCCAGAUACAACGCAGAUGCUGGCCAUUGGGAACCGGCUGCAUUUCAUAUUUUGGAAGAAAAGCAUGUGCUCUGCUUGUUACCUGCGCAAGAUUUUGUUGAUAUGGUCAUUGACUACCCACCUGGGGAGGAAAAAGAGUCAUUGGAUAUGCAUGUCUUGAAGAUCAAAAGCGCUUACCCGAGCUGCAAAAUUAUAUACCUCAUCGAAGGACUCAUACCCUGGAUGCGCAACAACAACAAAAGUCGCAACCGGGCUUACGUAGCCGAGGUGCGGGCUCAAUUCGAACCAGAACCACCUACGUCCCAGGCAUCUGCAGCACCGCGUCGAGGUAGGAAACCGAAGCGCAAACCAGAGACCACUCCACCAGUCGAUGACGAUACGAUUGAAGACGCCCUUCUUGCGUUGCAAGUGACCCACUCGUGUCUCAUUCAUCACACUGCUGCGCCCCCCGAGUCAGCGGAAUGGAUCAAGAACUUUACGGAGCACGUCUCUACGACUCUGUAUCGACAGGAACGGAUGGAGGCUCACGAUGCAGCUUUCUGUAUGGAAAGUGGCCAGGUCAAACCUGGCGACGAUAAGCUGGAUACUUUUGUCAAGAUGUUACAAGAAGUGAAUCGAGUGACCACCUCAAUGGCCUAUGGUAUCUCUUCACAAUACUCUUGUGUCACCGACUUGGUUCGCGGUAUGCAAAUGCAUGGACCUACAAUGCUGGAGGAUGUCAAGAAAUCUGCAAAUAGGAAUGGCGCUUUGGCUGAGGCCCGCGUCGGCCCGGCUGCCAGCAAGCGAUUGUACAAAGUUUUCACCGGGCUGGACCCAACUUCUACGGACGUCUAG